AUGCCUCGGGGCCUGAAGAGUAAGCUUCGUGCCCGUGAAAAACGCCGCCAGGCUCGAGAAGAACCCAGUGGUCUGGUAGAAGCUCAGGCUGCUGCACUAGAGGAGGAAGAGUCUGCUUCUUCCCCUUCUGCUCAUUUCAAAGAUGUUCCCCAGAGCUCACCUACCACCGGAACACCUAGCAGUCUUCAAGUAUCUGCGAGAGUCCGCUCUGCCACCAUGACCGCUGCAGGUGUUUCAAACACAAGAUUUAAUGAAGGUGCCACCAAUCAAAGGGAAGAAAGAGCAAAUGCCGUACAGGCCCAAGAUGCCCUUGAGCACUGGCCCAAAGGCCCCAUAGACAAGAAGGUUGCUAUGUUAGUGCAUUACCUUCUGUAUAAGUAUCAAAUGAAAGAGCCCGUUACCAAGGCAGAUAUGCUGAGAAAUGUAAUCCAGAUGUAUAAGAAUCACUUCUAUGAGAUUCUUAGAAAAGCCUCUGAUCAUUUGGAGCUGGUUUUUGGCCUUGAUGUGAAGGAAGUGGAUCCCAACAGGAAUACUUAUGUCCUUGUCAACAAACUGGAAUUAAGCUAUGAUUCAAAGCUGAGUGAUGAUAGAGAGGUUCCCAAGACCGGUCUGCUGAUGACUGUUCUGGGUGUGAUCUUCACAAAGGGCAACCGUGCCACUGAAGAGCAAGUAUGGGAAGUGCUGAAUAUGAUGGGGUUAUAUGCCGGGAGGAAUAACUUCAUCUAUGGGGAGCCCAGGAAGCUCAUCACCAAAGAUUUGGUGCAGGAAAAUUACCUAGAGUACCGCCAGGUGCCUGAUAGUGAUCCUCCUCGCUAUGAGUUCCUGUGGGGCCCAAGAGCCCACGCUGAAACGAGCAAGAUGAAAGUUCUCGAGUUUGUGGCCAAGAUCCAUGAUACGGUCCCCACUGCUUUCCCCACCUGGUAUGAGGAGGCUCUGAGAGAUGAGGAAGAGAGAGCCCGAGCCAGAGCUGCAGCCAGGGCUCGCACUGCUGCCAUAGCCAGUGCACGCUCCAAGGCCAUAGCCAGCAGCUUUUCUGGCCCUAAGUGA
This is a messenger RNA of Phacochoerus africanus (Common warthog), 1047 nucleotides long. Its product is annotated as melanoma-associated antigen B10-like. Bases 1 to 1047 code for a protein of 348 amino acids. The record is from RefSeq and is a predicted model, not a curated record. The transcript has a single exon. Gene Ontology annotation, biological process: negative regulation of transcription by RNA polymerase II. Gene Ontology annotation, cellular component: nucleus. Lineage: Eukaryota; Metazoa; Chordata; Mammalia; Artiodactyla; Suidae.